This is a messenger RNA of Osmia bicornis bicornis, 1439 nucleotides long. RefSeq names its product LITAF domain-containing protein. The transcript has 4 exons. The coding region runs from base 277 to 654 and encodes 125 amino acids. Gene Ontology annotation, molecular function: zinc ion binding. The record is from RefSeq and is a predicted model, not a curated record. NCBI's taxonomy places the organism in Eukaryota, Metazoa, Arthropoda, Insecta, Hymenoptera, Megachilidae.
AAAGUCAUAGCAUAUUACGUACUUAGACAAAUAUUAAUAAGUGAUUGUUGAAUGCGUCAUACUUUAAUUUAAAAAAGCAAAAUGUCAUUUGUGACAAAAUUUCGCAAUCGAUUCAUGCAUAAUAUGCAAUAUAAAAUAUGGUUGUUGUUGUUACUUUACAAGUAAUGAUAAUUGCUGUAUAACUUAGCUUGAAGAUAAUAAUUAUACACUUUUCAGGCGUAAUUAAUUUUCAAUAAUUUUAUAAGAUACUGCAUUUAUAAAUAAUACAGGAACAUAAUGCAUAAAACUGGGCCACCACCACCCUAUGAGCCUCCUCCCUAUGCGCCGCCUGGUUAUUCUCAAACAAUGGGUGGUGUUCCACCUGCUAGUCCUUUUACACCUGCAGAAACAUACACAAAUGGACCAACCAUAGUAACAACAAUUGUUGCACUUGGACCAGGAUCAACCCAUACAAUAUGUCCACAUUGUCAUGCAGAAAUUGAUACUACAACAAAAACAGAACCUGGAAUGAUUGCUUACAUAUCUGGUGUUGUAAUUGCAUUAAUGGGAUGCUGGUUGGGAUGCUGUCUGAUACCUUGUUGCAUUGAUGAAUGUAUGGAUGUUCAUCAUAGUUGCCCUAACUGUAAAGCUUAUCUGGGACGUUAUAGGAGAUAAAGUAAUAUAAUAUUAAUAUCUAUGUUUAUUGCAUUUCACUCUGAGGUCACUUGAAAAUUGAAUUAUAUUCCAAUAUACAUAUACUAUUAGUAAUUUUUAACUUCUAUGCAUUCAAACACGUUUCUAAUGUUUGCGGUAUAAACAAAAAGCUUUAAAUGUUUUUCAUAUGAAGAUUUAUAACUAGUGUAAAGCACAAAGCAGGAUUGCACAUAUUAUAAAAUUUUUGAUAGUCACUUUCAUAAAAAUAACUGCUAAUUAAAAUAGAUCUGAUAUAAAUUAAAAUAUUAAAAUGAAAAAGUUCCUAAAAAUUAAUUUAGCAGGUUUUAGAACUUUUUCAAUCAAAGGGUAUCAAAUAGUUGAGGUGAAUGUACAAUUAAGUACAAAUCUUAUUAAUGAUUUUUCUUUGCAAUAAAAAGUAUAUUUCAGCAAUAUUCAGCACUUUUGAUAUGUAUGUACAUGAAAGUUGUAUACAAUGUGCCUUCAUUAACCAACAUUAAUAAUUAACAGCAAUUAUUACUUACAAGCAAGUGGUUAAAAAGAAAUAUACACAAUUUGUAUUUGUUUUUGUGGAGUUUUACCUGAUGAAUGUUAACAAUGUAAUAUUGAAAAUGACUAUUUUUGGAAAUAAUAUGCACUACUGUUUUCUUAACGAUUAUGGAAAUUCAUAUAAAUUUUCAAAUAAAAAUGAAUACUUUAUAAAAUAAGCAUCACUGUGAAAUUAUACUUUCAACAUAAAUGUAAGCUAUCUGUGUUAAUGUAUAAUAAAAUGUGUCAUAUUUUAUAAA